Molecule: messenger RNA, 828 nt
Organism: Procambarus clarkii (red swamp crayfish)
Lineage: Eukaryota; Metazoa; Arthropoda; Malacostraca; Decapoda; Cambaridae
Product: mucin-19-like
Source: RefSeq, a predicted model, not a curated record
AUGGUUAACGACGUUAUAGUUGGGGUUAAUAUUGUCGUGGACGUUAUGGGUGUGGUUAAUAUUGUCGUGGACGUUAUGGGUGUGGUCAAUAUUAUCGUGGACGUUAUGGGUGUGGUCAAUAUUGUCGGGGACGUUAUGGGUGUGGUUAAUAUUGUCGGGGACGUUAUGGGUGUGGUCAAUAUUGUCGUGGACGUUAUGGGUGUGGUCAAUAUUGUCGUGGACGUUAUGGGUGUGGUCAAUAUUGUCGUGGACGUUAUGGGUGUGGUCAAUAUUGUCGUGGACGUUAUGGGUGUGGUCAAUAUUGUCGUGGACGUUAUGGGUGUGGUCAAUAUUGUCGUGGACGUUAUGGGUGUGGUCAAUAUUGUCGGGGACGUUAUGGGUGUGGUCAAUAUUGUCGGGGACGUUAUGGGUGUGGUCAAUAUUGUCGUGGACGUUAUGGGUGUGGUCAAUAUUGUCGUGGACGUUAUGGGUGUGGUCAAUAUUGUCGUGGACGUUAUGGGUGUGGUCAAUAUUGUCGUGGACGUUAUGGGUGUGGUCAAUAUUGUCGUGGACGUUAUGGGUGUGGUCAAUAUUGUCGUGGACGUUAUGGGUGUGGUCAAUAUUGUCGUGGACGUUAUGGGUGUGGUCAAUAUUGUCGUGGACGUUAUGGGUGUGGUCAAUAUUGUCGUGGACGUUAUGGGUGUGGUCAAUAUUGUCGUGGACGUUAUGGGUGUGGUCAAUAUUGUCGUGGACGUUAUGGGUGUGGUCAAUAUUGUCGUGGACGUUAUAUUAAAGAACAAGCCUUGCUUCGACAGAAAGCAAAGUACACAAUGCCUUAAGCCAAUUUGA